AUGAACGACUUCCUAAGGUUUUUCACAGCCUCCAGGAAAAAAAUAAUUAGUUUAAGGAGAAAUUUAAACACCAGUGCCCUCAGAUUAGGUUUUUUAGAUUGCUCGCCUAAUGCCCAGUUGGAUAAAAAUAUCGCUGAGAGAUUUAGGUGUUUGCCUAUACCAGAACCAAAAACUAUAGUUUCCUACGUAUGGAUCGAUGGUACUGGACUUGAUUUAAGAAUGCGAACUAUGACUUUAAAUGUUGUACCAUCCUCUCAUAAAGAGUGUCCUAUUUGGAGUUUCGAUGGCAAAAGCGCAAAUUUUUCUAGCAAAGACAAAACAGAAAAUUAUAUGGUACCAAUAGCUAUGUACUCUGAUCCUUUCAGAAGAGGUAACAACAAAAUUGUUCUUUGUGAAACCUUCACCCAAGACAAAAAACCUACAAAGAAAAACUUUAGGCAGGCUUGUGUGGAAGUCUUGAACAGAGUGUGCGACCAUGAUAUUUUGAUUGGGUUCGAACAAGAAUUUUAUCUUAAAGGUCCAGAUGGGAAACCUUAUGGAUGGCCUUGUGGGGCUAUUCCAAGACACGAUGGUAAAGGUUAUGCAGCUAUUGGAUCACAUCGAAUUAUUGGAAGAGAUAUUGCAGAAAGUGUUUAUCGAUGUAGCCUUUAUGCAGGAAUAGAUAUAUUUGGAGCACAUGCAGAGAGAGGAUUUUCUCAAUGGGAAGUUUUGACUGGACCAACUUCCAGUAUGAAGGCAGCUGAUGACUUAUGGAUUUUAAGAUAUAUUAUUCUAAUGGUGGCUGAAUUAUUUGGCAUAGCAGCUUCUUUUAAGACGAAAUUUGUUAAACAUGGUGCACCUUCAGGUUUGCAUACAACAAUGACAACCAAAGGAACUAGACAGGAAGGAGGAUAUAAAGCAAUACAAGAUAUUAUGUGCAAAUUGGAAAAAACUCACUCAACAGAUAUAAAUUCGUUCGAUUGUGCCGAAGGAAAAUGCAUCAAAGAGAGACUAACUGGAGAAUAUCACACUAGCAAAUUUGAAAAAUUCACCUAUGGUGUGGGCGACAGAACUGCUUCUGUAAGAAUACCUAUUGUAGUAGCUGACAAGAAAAAAGGUUUUUUUGAAGACAGGCGUCCUUGCAGUUGUGCAGACCCAUAUAGAGUUAUUAAAACAUUAGUUAAUUCUUCUCUCUGUUAA
Ceutorhynchus assimilis (cabbage seed weevil) is the source of this 1179-nucleotide messenger RNA. NCBI's taxonomy places the organism in Eukaryota, Metazoa, Arthropoda, Insecta, Coleoptera, Curculionidae. The record is from the annotation of a GenBank genome assembly.